AUGGGUGAUGAAAAGGACUCUUGGAAAGUGAAAACUUUAGAUGAAAUUCUUCAGGAAAAGAAACGACGGAAGGAACAAGAGGAGAAAGCAGAGAUAAAACGCUUAAAAAAUUCUGAUGACCGGGAUUCCAAGCGGGAUUCCCUGGAGGAGGGGGAGCUGAGGGACCACCGCAUGGAGAUAACGAUAAGGAACUCACCGUAUAGAAGAGAGGGCUCCAUGGAGGACAGAGGAGAGGAAGAUGAUUCUUUGGCUAUCAAACCACCCCAGCAAAUGUCUCGGAAAGAAAAAGCUCAUCACAGGAAAGACGAAAAGAGAAAAGAGAAACGUAGGCACCGUAGUCAUUCCGCAGAAGGGGGGAAGCACGCCCGGGGGAAGGAGAAGGAGAGAGAGCACGAGCGCCGCAAACGGCACCGAGAGGAGCAGGACAAGGCCCGGCGGGAGUGGGAGCGACAGAAGCGCAGGGAGCUGGCGCGGGAGCACUCCCGGAGGGAGAGGGACCGCCUCGAGCAGCUAGAAAGGAAGCGAGAACGGGAGCGCAAGAUGCGGGAGCAGCAGAAGGAGCAGAGGGAGCAGAAGGAGCGGGAGCGGCGGGCCGAGGAGCGGCGCAAGGAGCGGGAGGCCCGGCGGGAAGUGUCUGCACAUCACCGGACAGCGAGAGAGGACUAUGGCGACAAGGUGAAAGCCAGCCACUGGAGUCGGAGCCCACUCCGGCCGCCUCGAGAGAGGUUUGAGCUCGGGGACAGUCGGAAGCCAGUAAAAGAAGAGAAAGUGGAAGAGAGAGACCUGCUGUCCGACCUGCAGGACAUCAGCGGCAGCGAGAGGAGGACCAGCUCAGCGGAGUCCUCGUCAGCGGAGUCAGGGUCCGGUUCCGAGGAGGAGGAGGAAGAGGAGGAGGAGGAAGAGGAGGAGGAGGAGGACGCGGACCGCGUUUCUGCUUGUGGAGGGUCUGAGGUGACGCCCGUCUCCGUUGCAGAGGAAGUGAGUGAAGAGGAAAUGAGUGAAGAGGAGGAGCGAGAGGAUGAACACCGCGUCUUGGCUGUUCCAGAGUCACGAUUUGACCGCGAUUCUGGAGAGAGCGAAGAGGGGGAAGAGGAGGUGGGCGAGGGCACGCCCCAGAGCAGCGCCCUCACCGAGGGGGACUUCGUGCCCGACUCCCCAGCCCUGUCACCCAUCGAGCUCAAACAGGAGCUGCCCAAGUACCUGCCAGCCCUGCAGGGCUGUCGGAGUGUGGAGGAAUUCCAGUGCCUGAACAGGAUCGAAGAAGGCACUUACGGGGUGGUGUACAGAGCAAAGGACAAGAAAACAGAUGAAAUCGUGGCUCUGAAGCGGCUAAAGAUGGAGAAGGAGAAGGAAGGCUUCCCGAUCACAUCGCUGAGGGAGAUCAACACCAUUCUCAAGGCGCAGCACCCCAACAUCGUCACCGUCAGGGAAAUCGUCGUGGGCAGCAACAUGGACAAGAUCUACAUCGUGAUGAACUAUGUGGAGCACGACCUCAAGAGCCUCAUGGAGACCAUGAAGCAGCCCUUCCUGCCGGGAGAGGUGAAGACCCUGAUGAUCCAGCUGCUGCGUGGAGUGAGGCACCUGCACGACAACUGGAUCCUGCACCGGGACCUCAAGACGUCCAACCUGCUGCUGAGCCACGCCGGCAUCCUCAAGGUGGGGGACUUCGGGCUGGCGCGGGAGUAUGGGUCCCCUUUGAAGGCCUACACCCCGGUGGUCGUGACCUUGUGGUACCGUGCCCCCGAGCUGCUGCUCGGUGCCAAGGAGUACUCCACGGCCGUGGACAUGUGGUCGGUGGGCUGCAUCUUUGGGGAGCUGCUGACUCAGAAGCCGCUGUUCCCUGGGAAGUCGGAAAUCGAUCAAAUCAACAAAGUGUUCAAGGACCUGGGGACCCCCAGUGAGAAGAUCUGGCCCGGCUACAACGACCUCCCCGCGGUCAAGAAGAUGACCUUCACCGAGUACCCGUAUAACAACCUCCGCAAGCGCUUCGGGGCACUGCUCUCAGACCAGGGCUUCGACCUCAUGAACAAGUUUCUGACCUACUUCCCAGGACGGAGGGUCAGUGCAGAGGACGGCCUCAAGCACGAGUAUUUCCGCGAGACCCCCCUCCCCAUCGACCCCUCCAUGUUCCCCACGUGGCCUGCCAAGAGCGAACAGCAGAGGGUGAAGCGGGGCACCAGCCCCCGGCCCCCAGAGGGAGGCCUGGGCUACAGCCAGCUGGGUGACGAUGACCUGAAGGAGACGGGCUUCCACCUCACAACCACAAACCAGGGGGCCUCGGCCGCGGGCCCAGGCUUCAGCCUCAAGUUCUGAGGCUCAGAGCUGACCCCGGACCCACCUUGGGGAGCGCCGACCGCUGAGGCCCAGCUGGGACAGCGGCAGACACUGGAGGCGGCGUCUG
Molecule: messenger RNA, 2401 nt
Organism: Lipotes vexillifer (Yangtze River dolphin)
Lineage: Eukaryota; Metazoa; Chordata; Mammalia; Artiodactyla; Lipotidae
Gene: CDK11B
Product: cyclin dependent kinase 11B
Exons: 19
Coding region: 1-2313 (770 amino acids)
Biological process (GO): regulation of mitotic cell cycle; protein phosphorylation
Cellular component (GO): nucleus
Molecular function (GO): protein serine/threonine kinase activity; ATP binding
Source: RefSeq, a predicted model, not a curated record